GGGCACAGUGCGGUGCCAGCCAGACCUGAACGAGACACACACAGACACCCAGCAAGGGAGCGCACACCCCCGGGAGGGGGCGCAGGCCGAGAUCCGAGAGGGGCGCAGACCCCGCGACCCACCAGGGCGCAGGAGGGGAGCGCAAACCCCGCGACCCACCAGGGCGCAGGAGGGGGGCGCAGCGCAGGAGGGGCGCAGACCCCAGCGGGGAAGGCGCAGGGAACGUGCCCCGUGCGCCCAUGAGUGUUGCCCAGGGAGCCGAGCUCUUCCCGGGCUCCGGGGACCUCCCCGAGCAGGCGAUGGCCGAGCUGAAGUCCCUGGGCAGCGACCCCUACCUGGCCCUGGCUCAGAGCUACGGCCAGUCCGCCUUCGCCUACGGGCCGGGGCGCGGCGCGGCGGAGAGCCCGCGGGGCUACGCGGGCGGCGGCGGGGCGUUCCACCCCGCCCCGCUGGGCAAGUCGGCGGAGAGCAGCGGCGAGCAGAGCGGGGACGAGGAGGACGCCUUCGAGCCGGCCAAGGGGAGCCCGGCGUACGAGCGGGACGGCAAACUCCCGGCGGGCGCCCUGGGGAAGAAGCCCAAGGAGCAGCGCUCGCUGCGGCUCAGCAUCAACGCCCGGGAGCGCCGGCGGAUGCACGACCUGAACGACGCGCUGGACGGGCUGCGCUCGGUCAUCCCCUACGCCCACAGCCCCUCGGUGCGGAAACUCUCCAAAAUCGCCACCCUGCUGCUGGCCAAGAACUACAUCCUCAUGCAGGCGCAGGCCCUGGAGGAGAUGCGGCGGCUAGUGGCCUAUCUGAACCAAGGGCAGGCCCUCAGCACCCCUCUCCCUGCCACCCUCAACCCCUUCGGACAGUCAGCUGUGUACCCCUUCUCGGGCACCGCCCUGCCCAGCUGCCCUGAGAAAUGCACGGCCUUCCCCGGGACCACCUCCUCGCUCUGCAAACACUUUGGCAGUCUAAGCAAAAUAAAUGAUGAAGUCAGUGUAAGGUGUAAAGAAACAUCAUUUGGAUUAUACUGGUGGAAGUUAGAAGACCAGUUUAUCUGUUUUUGUGUGUCAAGGCAAAGAGAGAGCGAGAUGAGACUCAAAAGUAUGUUUAAAACACUUCUGACAAAACUAAAGGCAAGAAGAACCAUUGCUGAAGCAAAAAUGACUAGGAAACACAAAAAUCAUUUUAAAUUCUGCAGACUGAAUCAGUGCCAGAAAUGAUUUUCAACAAAGGUUCAAUUUUUAACACUAAAGUAUGAUUUUAUGAUAAACGUUUAUUAAUUCUAGCUCAAGCGCUGGAAACGGAGCAGUUGGUGUUAUUUAAAUGCAGAAUAGUUUAAUUGUUAAGUUUCCACUCUUAUUAAAAUAGCCAUAGGAUAAAGUAUUUAACAGUUUCAUAUUAAAAACAAGCUUGUUUGUUUCAGAGGUGAUCAUCAUUAAUGAUCGGGUUUAUAAUUGCUUCUUUUUCUGAUAAUUAUGACAGAAAAGACUGACUGAUUCUGAAACUGCAUAGCUUAAGGAAGUCUCCAUGGAUAUAAGGUGUAUUGUAGAACAAUGCCAUUGGAUAUAACUUUAUUGAUUAACUUUUCUCUCAAUUUUCCAGUAAAAAAAAUGCUUCCUUAUUUUGUCAUAUCCAUCCUCAGAUUAAAAUAUCCACUUUCUAAGGGACCUUGAGAUAUUCAGAACUCUGCUCAGAACCAAUUUUGAAUUAAAUGCUCUCAUACCCAGUAGGAUAAAAAUGGAAUUUCAAACAUAGAAGAUCAAGAAAAUCAUAUGGAAAUGUGGCAAGGUUUCAGUAUCUAAGUACUUUUUAAAAGCUGGAAAUUCAAAAACAGAAGUCUAGAAUUCACAACAGUAAUGUUAAAAUAAUGUCUAAGACAUGACUAAAAAUACACAUCAAGAAAGGUGAGCUAUAUAACUUAAGCAGAGAAAAUCUAUUUAUUUCAUUUUUCUUUCCUGCAUAUAGCACACUAGUAUAGCAUUUAACCAGAACAGAGUAGACCAUAACUAUUUAAUGGUAAGUCUGAAAGCCAGGCACUCUGAUAAAUUGUUUCCAUCUAACAGUGUCUGCAGUACUUACAAACUUUUACAUGGGCAAGCAACUGGAAGCAACACAUAUUGAACCCUUCUUCUGUUUCUUGUUAACCAGAAGGUGUCUGCUUCAGUUUAAUUUAUAUCUUAUAUUUGCAAUGCUGUUAAAGUCUCAGUGAGGAUAAUUCCUAACUGUGGAUGAAAGAAAUCAGGUUGUGUCCGCACUUCUCUAAUAAUACCUAAUGCGAGAAUAUUGCAUUUGCAGGUACAGUAUCUUCGGAGUUAACCGUGCAAUAAAUUGACAACAUCCUA
Messenger RNA from Mauremys reevesii (Reeves's turtle), 2330 nucleotides. RefSeq names its product basic helix-loop-helix family member e23 (gene BHLHE23). Lineage: Eukaryota; Metazoa; Chordata; Testudines; Geoemydidae. The coding region runs from base 240 to 1208 and encodes 322 amino acids. Gene Ontology annotation, molecular function: protein dimerization activity. The record is from RefSeq and is a predicted model, not a curated record. The transcript is spliced from 3 exons.